UAGCCAACUCGAACCCCAGAAUCAUAUUUACAAUGAACCCUUGUAUGUCCUCUUCUGGGUCUCAUGCAUAUCACUAACUGCGAUAGUAACUGCUAGUUGAAGCACAUUACACAGGGAAACUGCACUUUCAGCAGCAACUAGCUUCACAACGCCAUGGCCCUUCUUCCAGCGUCCCUGAUUUGGGCUGCGUAUGCGAUUGUGAUCCUCGUGCUCAUUACAGUCGCCUCAAUCUUUGUAUAUCUCUUUCAAAAGCCCGAAGACCGCGUACCAUCGGUGACAAUAACAUGCAUUGCUUCUAUUACCACACUCCUCGCAACCGUUCUACUGCUCCCGGUAGAUAUCGCCCUGAUAUCAUCUACAAAUAUUUCGGCAUUAGGUCAGCGCAAGGAGUGGGCUACUCAAGAUGAAGUUGAUAAAAUUUUGUUCUCAUUAUCUACGGCCUAUUACCUUCUUUAUACACUUGACGCGCUACUGUGUCUCGUCGUGAUACCCUUUACCUAUUUCUGGUAUGAAGAAUAUGACGAAGUUGCCGCUGAAGCAGGAGAGCAGACUCUAUGCCGUCGCUUCUGGGCUACAUUGAAAUACACUCUUUCGUUCAUUGUCAUAACAAUUCUUCUAUUCGCUGUUGGGUUUCUUAUCCCAGCUCCAAAGGGAGAAAAUGACGGUAGCGGCCUUGAUUUUUUCAAGAAACUACUCUCUGAAAAUCGUGGAGAGCGCGCCCUCACAUUCACGCUUGGUCUGCUGAUAACUAUAGGCAUGGCUUUAUAUGUGUUGUAUACUUCAACUGGCCUCGCUAUACUACCCAUCAGGCUCAUUAAAGGCCCACGUCAUACUUCUGGCGGAGAUUUGGAAACAAGAACAACAGAGGUCCAACUUGAAAUAAACCGAGAACGACAACGUCAAUUAGAAACUCGCUGUGGUGGAAACCCAGAAAUAUUAUCCUCAAAAGACCGCAGAGAGUUAGACUCUCUGGUCAGGGACGAGAGGACUCUCAUUCGGCGACAACGUCUAGCAGGCGAGCUUGCCGCGGAUAAUCAAGGCUGGCCAACGAAACUUCGCCUGAAGAUUGAAUCGGCUUUUCGACCAUUCAAGAUCCUAAUCGGUAUUGUUAUAUUCAUGGCAACACUUGUCACAUGCAUAUCCAUGCUUUUGACCAUGAUAGAUAAAGCCCGGAAUUCUCUUUGCAAGCACCGAUGUGGAUACAUUCUCGGAAGCAUCAAUAUAUUCAACCCUGUUAACUGGGCUCUUAUCCAGUCGGCCAAAGCUAGUCCAGCAGACUAUGUUAUCUUCACUGCAAUUGUUCUGGUGUUCUUCUGCGGCACCAUCGUCGGCAUUACCACUAUUGGUGUUCGACUUUUUUUCCUGAGAAUAUUCCAAGUCCGACCAGGUCAUACCUCGCCGCAAGCUCUGCUAUUAACAACAGCCAUGUUAAUGUUGAGUGUUUUUGCACUGAACUACUCGAUACCCAUGGUCAUAGCACCCCAAUAUGCGACUUUUGGCCGACAGACGUUCUGUGAUCGCGUUACCGAUGGAUCGUUGGGAGAGCAGCUUAACUGUUCUAAUACUAGGCAACUCGUCAAGCCUUGCUCGGAGAUGACCUCGAAUUUGGCUGCGCGCCGCAUUUGCAUUCCAAGUGUCACGAGCACUUUCUUAAACCGUGUGACGAUUAAUUUCCCCUUUUUUGGGGCAAUUUUCUUCGCGUCCCAAUUUGUCUUCCUAGGUUGUUUCUAGAUCCCUUUAUCAUCACAUUCACCGCUAACAUAUGGUUCAUCAACCAGGUAUCUAUCUUAUUGCGAGCAUCGUCGCUAUGGUGCGCACGCCAAAGCCUAAUGAGCAACAACUCGAUGACGCCGAAGAGGCUGAGGAAGAAAGACUAUUAGCAAGUACCGGGAGACAAACGGAUAGUCGCUUGUAUGGCAGUACUACCCCUAUCGGCAGAGAUAGUGAAUUUGGCAGAGCAGAGGGGUGAAGGAUUGUGUACCUUCUUUCAAUCAUAGCCUAGGCUUAAACUGUCUUGAAAUCAUUUGAUGAUAAUUAAUGGCAUCACGACAUUCGAUAAUGGCG
Aspergillus campestris IBT 28561 is the source of this 2064-nucleotide messenger RNA. RefSeq names its product putative LMBR1 domain protein. NCBI's taxonomy places the organism in Eukaryota, Fungi, Ascomycota, Eurotiomycetes, Eurotiales, Aspergillaceae. The transcript has 2 exons. Gene Ontology annotation, biological process: protein localization to vacuole. The record is from RefSeq and is a predicted model, not a curated record. Bases 154 to 1731 code for a protein of 525 amino acids. Gene Ontology annotation, cellular component: vacuolar membrane.